Messenger RNA from Cynocephalus volans (Philippine flying lemur), 975 nucleotides. RefSeq names its product synaptonemal complex central element protein 1-like. Bases 1 to 975 code for a protein of 324 amino acids. The transcript is spliced from 13 exons. Gene Ontology annotation, biological process: synaptonemal complex assembly. The record is from RefSeq and is a predicted model, not a curated record. Gene Ontology annotation, cellular component: synaptonemal complex. Lineage: Eukaryota; Metazoa; Chordata; Mammalia; Dermoptera; Cynocephalidae.
AUGGCGGCGAGAGCAGCGCCGUCGACUGCGGAGCCCGUGGGAGCCGCAGACCGGGCCGAGGCAGCCGGAGGGCAGGACACAUCCUCACAGAAAAUUGAAGACUUGGUGGAAAUGGUGAAAAGGUUGCAGAAAGGAAGAAGCCUGGAGCCCCGGGUUGAGGUCCUGAUUAACCAGAUUAAUGAGGUUCAGGAAGCAAAAAGGAAAGCCAGUGAAGAGUUGGGAGAGGCCCGGACUGUCUGGGAGGACCUGCAGAAGGAACUGGACACAUUGCAUGGAGAGAAAGUACGCCUGAAGGAGAUCUUGAGCAAAAAACAAGAGACCCUAAGGAUCCUGCGGCUGCACUGUCAGGAGAAGGAGGGUGAGGCACAGAGGAAGCACAGCAUGUUGCAGGAGUGCAAGGAGAGAAUCUCUGCCCUGAACUCCAAGAUCGAGGAAGAGAAGAACAAACAGAGGCAACUGAGGUUGGAUUUUGAGGAGCAGCUGGAGGAUCUGAUGGCCCAGCACAAGGACCUCUGGGAAUUCCAUAAGCCAGAGCGGCUGGUGAGGGAGAUUUGUGCCCUGGACAGCAGUAAGGAGCAGCUACUCAAAGAAGAGAAGCUGCUCGAAGUGAAGCUGGAGGAUGUGAAGCAUCGGCUGUGCUCCCUGUGCGGGGCUGAGGGCACCUCCACCAACACUGACGGGCUCUUUCUCCGUAGCCAGGAGGCGGCAGCAGCAGUGCAGCUGUUCCAGGAGGAGAACAAGAAGGCUGAGGAGCUCCUGGCAGCUGCUGCCCAGCACCAUCAGCAGCUGCAGCAGAAGUGCCAGCAGCUGCAGCAGAUGCGACAGAGGCUGAAGGAGGAACUGGAAAAGCAUGGGAUGCAAGUUCCUGCCCAAGCCCAGAGCAAGCAAGAGGAAGCGGCCAGCCCAAGAAAGGCAGCCAGUCCCAAGUUCCUAGGAGUCCAUGAAGAGGAAGACCCUGAGCUGCCCACUGAGUAG